GCUCUCUCAGAGUUUUACCAUGUCGUCCGCAGCUCCAGCACCCUCAACCCAUGCGGCCAAAUCAAUACGCAAGAAUGGUAAAAACUGGCAUGACAACAAGAAGCCCUUCAGGCCCAACGGGGGUUUAACCUCGUACACAAAAAGAGCGGCUGCGCGGAAAGAACAGGAGGCUAUUAAGGAGUAUGAAAAGGAAUUGAGAGAGGAAAGAGAAGCAGAGAGACAGGCGCACAUCCAAAGAAUCAAAGAACGCAGAGCCGCGAAGGAAGAGAAGGAGCGAUAUGAGAAAAUGGCCGAGAAGAUGCAUCGCAAACGGGUCGAGCGACUGAAGAAAAGAGAAAAACGAAACAAGCUCCUCAACUCUUGAACAAUGUUAUCAGUACUCCCUUAUUUGUGCAUAGGUUCGGCGUCUUAGGAGUUAGGGCUUCAAGGCCUCGGCGAGCGAAUGCUUUGUUUCUCUUGAUUGCUUACUUCGGAUUCUUUGCUCGACAUCUUUUUACAUUUUGA
This is a messenger RNA of Aspergillus nidulans FGSC A4, 504 nucleotides long. Its product is annotated as CGR1 family protein. The record is from RefSeq and is a predicted model, not a curated record. Bases 20 to 364 code for a protein of 114 amino acids. Gene Ontology annotation, cellular component: nucleolus. NCBI's taxonomy places the organism in Eukaryota, Fungi, Ascomycota, Eurotiomycetes, Eurotiales, Aspergillaceae. The transcript has 4 exons.